This is a messenger RNA of Tripterygium wilfordii, 1292 nucleotides long. RefSeq names its product nicotinate N-methyltransferase 1. Bases 72 to 1148 code for a protein of 358 amino acids. The transcript has 3 exons. Gene Ontology annotation, molecular function: O-methyltransferase activity; protein dimerization activity; S-adenosylmethionine-dependent methyltransferase activity. NCBI's taxonomy places the organism in Eukaryota, Viridiplantae, Streptophyta, Magnoliopsida, Celastrales, Celastraceae. The record is from RefSeq and is a predicted model, not a curated record. Gene Ontology annotation, biological process: methylation.
CACUCUCAGCUCACAAAUUCACAAGUCAUAAUAUGUGAAAGUGAAAACAAGAAGAGAUUGAAAGAGUAGUUAUGGAAAACCAGAGCGCCACGGAGGCCGGCAACAGUGCGAGGUUGGCCAUAUAUGAGCUGGCCAACAUGAUUAGCAUUCCGAUGUCGCUAAACGCCGUCGUACGACUCAACGUGGCCGACGCAAUCUGGCAAGGUGGGGCCAACACACCACUCACUGCCUCCCAGAUCCUCUCGCUCGCCCUCCCAUCAUCACACCGCGGUGAUCCGGAGAAUCUUCAGCGCUUACUCCGUAUGCUCACCAGCUACGGUGUGUUCGCGGAGCAUUCGAACACUGACGGUUCGGAGAGGAAAUAUUCCCUCACUGAGAUUGGCCGAACCCUCGUAACCGACUCCGAGGGUCUCUCCUGCGCGCCUUACGUCCUGCAACAUCACCAAGACGCGCUCAUGAGAGCGUGGCCUCUGGUGCACGAGGCAGUGGUGGACCCCACGUCUGAGCCGUUCACGAAGGCGAACGGCGAGCCUGCAUACUCGUACUAUGGAAAGAAGCCUGAAAUGAAUGUACUGAUGCAGAAGGCCAUGUCCGGACUAUCCGUGCCGUUCAUGAAAGCAGUUUUGGACGGCUACGAUGGGUUUAACGGAGUGGAACGAUUGGUAGAUGUUGGUGGGAGUGCAGGGGAUUGCCUGCGAAUGAUCUUGCAGAAACACCCAACUGUGCGUGAAGGGAUCAACUUCGAUUUGCCAGAAGUCAUAGCCAAAGCACCAAAAGUUCCAGGUGUGAGUCAUGUUGGUGGUGAUAUGUUCAAGUCGAUUCCUUCAGGGGAUGCCAUUUUCAUGAAGUGGAUCUUGACUACAUGGACAGAUGAUGAAUGCAAGCUGAUCAUGAAAAAUUGUUACAAUGCACUACCUGUUGGGGGGAAGCUGAUCGCUUGUGAGCCAGUGCUGCCGGUUCAAACUGACAACAGUCCGAGGACCCGCGCUCUGCUCGAAGGAGACAUCUUUGUCAUGACAAUUUACAGGGCUAAAGGUAAGCAUAGGACUGAAGAAGAAUUCACACAGAUUGGUCUCUCUGCUGGUUUCCGCAGUUUCAAAUCAUUCUCUGUUGAUUACUUCUACACUGUGUUGGAGUUUCAAAAAUGAAUCAUUAUAUCAUGAUCAAGGAGAGAAACUUUAAUAAAAUGUUAUUGGGCUAGAGGAAAAACUCUGAUCAAUUAAUCUUCCAUAUUAAGUUAUUCUAUAAGCAUCUGAAUGAUUUAUUUAUAAUACUACUGUUAACCUCUCUAA